Molecule: messenger RNA, 4836 nt
Organism: Vespula pensylvanica (western yellowjacket)
Lineage: Eukaryota; Metazoa; Arthropoda; Insecta; Hymenoptera; Vespidae
Gene: cyst
Product: rho guanine nucleotide exchange factor 28
Exons: 17
Coding region: 540-4598 (1352 amino acids)
Biological process (GO): regulation of Rho protein signal transduction
Molecular function (GO): guanyl-nucleotide exchange factor activity
Source: RefSeq, a predicted model, not a curated record
GGUGGGAGGUAGUGGUGGUGGUGCUUUUACUAGGUGGGGUAGCGCGCACGGCGGAUCAAUUCGCUUUGCGCUUGGGAGCAGCGCUACGGGGAAGAGCAACAGUCUGUCUACCCCCUGCUACCCGGAAAAGUGCUCGAGACUGUACGAACGUGUCUUUUACUUACUUACAUGCACCACCGUUGGUUACGAGAAUGACAAUAAGUUGCGAUAAUUUAAUUCAGUGCGUAAACGAAAUGUAAUAUAGUUUAUUAUAUUUCGUCGAUAAGAAGAUUGUAUUUAUUAAUUCGCGAUAUAAAUUACGAUAAAUUGUGAAAAAAGCUACGAGGGUAAAAACUGCAAGUAGGAAAUGCGACUGCGAUGAAUGUCCUAAUAGCGGAGAGGAUAGCGAAGAGGAUGUAAUAACAGACUACCUUGGAUCAUCGCAUUCAGACUGUGACCGUGUACCUACUAUUAAUGGAGAUCUUGGUGGCCUGAGUCUACAUGGGAAUAUAGUCACGGAAACUGGUUAUACCGAAGAUAAUACCAAUAAAACCAUCACCAUGUCUGGAGGGAAUUCCGAACAGCAACAGCAACAUCCGUUGCUUACACUUGGUACUAACAUUCAAACUCAGCCUAAUCCUCUUGUACCCAUUAUCAGUGUCACACCUCAUUCUCCUGGUUUUGCUAAGAACUAUCCUGUCUUAGAGGACAAUUUGCAGCAUUUGCACGAAAUUCAUGACUGGAUUCAACGCAUGAGAGACUUGACGAUGAAUACUUUGGGAAACAAUAAUCGCAUGUCCCACGAUGUACCUCAGAGACUGACCUCUUCGUGUCCUUCCUUAUGUCCGUUGAUACUUAUAGAGGGUGGACAUCGUUCCAAUAAUCAUGAAGCAGGAUCUGAUCCAGAUCUUCUUGUUAACUGUUCGACUAAUAGCUCUCCGACACAUUUUCCACCUAUGAGCUCUCAUGCUCAACCUGUGCAGGGCAUAGAUAGAAGACGAAGUUGGACGGAUUUGGAAGAUACUAGACGUGGCCGACGCAGAUAUUCCGGACAAAAUCAUCUACAAGCACAAAAUAUGCGACAACGCAGCAUUAGUUUAAGUAGUCUGGACAGUGAGAUGGAACUAGAACUAGAUGGAAAAUCUUGUAGUGGACCUGUAGGGGUAGGUAAUCGAGCAUGCAGAUCACAAGCAAGUACUCAUUCCUUAAAUGAGGCAGACCUUGUGCAGAGUGAAUAUCAGAAGAAUGUCUUAAAAAGAAAUAGUCAAAGAUUAGGUGAAAGUAGCAGUUUGAUGCCAGGUUUAACUGGUGCACGUUUACCUCUCCAGAAAUCUAUUUCGACCCCUUCCAUCGUUACACCGCCAAUUCAUACGCAUCUCACAGAGUCCGGAACACGAACAACACCUUCUCUCGCAGCAGAAACUGCAUAUGAUGAUCAACAUUCUGAGAAGACCAGAAGAAAGCGUGGCUCUAUUUUCUUCCGUAAGAAAAAGGAUAAAAGUGGCAAGAAAAAUAGUCAACAGCAACAUGUAUGGACAACAAUGACAACUGGAGCACAAGGAAAUUACCAAUGUGAUGUUUGCAUGAAGCAAUCAACAAGUAAACCAAUUCUUCAUUGUGAAAAUUGCGGAUUAUCGGUACAUCAAAGUCAAGGAUGCAAGGAUCAUUCUGUGUUAGAAUGCACCAAAUCUAAGCAUCAGUCUGUAAAAACUGUUAUAAAAUCAACGUCGAGUAUUUCUUCGGUUACAAGCAACAAUAGCGUGAAAAGAGGUUCCACGGCAUCGCUACCGUUACCAACAUCAUCUGGAAGUGGAAGGGAAAUUAACAGCAAGAAAACAGUGACAAGCUACAGCCCUUGGCGGCGAGUUGCCACCAAGCUCGGAGUCAAUCAAACAAUUAAUGAGGAAAAGGAUACAGAUGGUAGUGGUUCACAUCGCGAUGCUUCCAGUGGUUGGGAAGAAUUCGAUUUUGGAGACGAAGCGCAUCAGUUUACCGUAGGUGAUCUCGAGGGCUUAGAUCCUGAACUGGGCUUAGGAAAGGAAGAACCUGAUUCAUGGAGUACAGCUAUUGGAAGACACGUCGCAUCACGUCUCGUAGAUCAUUGUGAACGCGAAGUGAAGAGACAAGAGCAUAUAUACGAAUUUGUGUUAACAGAGAAACAUCAUUGCUUGGUAUUGUUAGCCAUGGAAAGGAUCUUCGUGGAAGGCUUACGACGCCAUUUCCGUUUGGGACAACCAAAUCUAGAACGAAUGUUUCCUAGAUUACGUGAUCUCAUUGAAAUUCAUUUGAGAUUUCUACAGAAAUUACGUAAACGUCAAAAUGCAAACCCUGUUGUACCUACUAUUGCUGACAUACUCGUCGAACAAUUCUCAGGUGAAAAUUCGCAACGUAUGAAAAGCGCAUAUGGAGAAUUUUGUAGUCGUCAUAGAGAAGCUGUUGAAACUUACAAGUAUUAUCUGCAUCAUGAUACUCGAUUUGAGCGUUUUGUGCGUCACUGUCAGACUAUUCCUUUGCUGAAAAAGAAGGGGAUUCCAGAAUGUAUAUUGUUCGUUACGCAACGUUUAACAAAAUAUCCAUUACUAGUCGAACCACUUAUUAAAACUGGUAUUAUGCAAGAUGAAGGAGAGAGCUUGAGAAAAGCUUUGGGAUUAGUGAAAGAAAUUUUAGCGGACGUAGAUGCGUGCGUAGCAGAUAAAGAGCGGGAAGAUAGAAAAUUAGAGAUUUAUAAUAAGAUCGACGCGAAAUCGUUCGCUACGUACCGCGGUGCCAAAUUCAAAAAGUCGGAUAUAAUGGCGUUUAAUAGAAUUUUGAAAUUCGAAGGAACGGCAUAUUUGAUGCAAGGUCGUGGAAAAACGACUGCCAUUGUCGUAGUCGUUCUUUCCGAUAUAUUAUUCUUUUUAGUUGAAAGAGAUCAAAAAUAUGCUUUCUUGGUUCCGGACAAUAAAGCUGCUAGCGUGGUAUCGUUACAAAAAUUAUUGGUACGAGAAAAAGCUGGUCAAGAAUCGAGGGGUAUAUACUUGAUAAGUAGCAAUCCAGCGGAACCUGAGAUGUUCGAAUUGAAAGUUCAAAAGCCUAAGGAUAAGCAAUUCUGGAUUCAAGCAAUACGUUCAGCGGUUGAGGCUUGUCCUCAAGAAUCUGAAAAUGACACAGAUGUUCUUACGGAUGGCAAUAGUAAUAAUGAAUUAAGGGAUACACGUUCAUCCUCCAUAUCGAUGCUUUCUGUAGAAGAGAGGCAAAAAAUGAUUAAAGCUAAGGAGUCGCACAUAUUUAGAAUCGUCGGCGAAUUACGAAAGAAAGACGCGGAACAGGCGUUGCUGUUUGAAGAAAAAAUUAAUUUACAAGUGCGUCUUUUACGUGCGUCUAAUAUCUGGAAUGAAAAUGAUAGUGAUCAUGAGAAAACGGACAAAGUGGAAAAAGAAAUACGCGAUUAUACACGUCUUGUUCAGAUGGAAGCGACGGAUACGACUCAGUUAUGGCAAGAGGUUGUUGUCGCUGUGCAGGAAGCUACACGAUUGGCCAGUUCAUUGUCAUUUAGCACUGGUGGUGCAACACUUUCUAGGAGUUUAAGUUCGGCUGGCGAACGUCAUAGCGAUGCUUACGUUCCACCAGCUCUUUGCGUUCCUAGACGAGCAGAGACGUUUGCUGGUUUCGAUAACAACAAGGAAAGAUAUCCUGUACGUGAAUCAACGGCGAUGAAUGUAGGGUCAUCUCUCCCAAAAGUUGGUGAAUUUUCGAAAGAAAGUCCCGAGGACAAAGAAAGUUCAGAAUUAGACGCAAACAAAGAUCAACAAUGGACUGCGAUUCGUUUGUCGCAUCACGUGUAUACUCUGCUUUGUAUAAUCAGUAAUCAAAUGACGACAAUCGAUAGCCUACAAGCUCAAUUAGCCGCAUGCAAGGAGGGAAGUAUGGGAAAAUCAUCCAAUAACAGGCCGAAUCCAAAUCGUCAAUUGGAGGAGUUGAGAAAUUUGCAGGAUCAACUUAGCCGGGAGAAGGCAGCGUUUCGUGCUGCUUCUCAGCAAGAAAAAAAUCAGUUGGAAGAGGAACGAGCAGAAUUGGCAAGACAAAGAGAACAAUUGGCCGCGGAACAAAGAGACGUUACUCAACAGCGAGAUCAAUUGUAUCGCCGAUUGGAGGCGUAUGAACGUCAAGGUCUCAAGGCAGGCUCUACAACGGGUCCUACAACGAUUCAUCUGUCACACGUGACACAGGGUACAGAAAUCGUACAACCACGGAAGUCUCAAGCAGACGCUAAGAGAAUACCUAUGAAUUUAAUCAGCGCUACCAAUCAGCAGAAAGUACAAAGCAAUGUUCCUGUGAAGCAGCAACUCCCACUGAAGCUCGCAAGUGGAAGUAAUAACAAUAGCAGGAGCGGAAGUACUGCGAGCCACUAUAGUCCGGAUCGGCAUACUAGAACAGGAAGUAGCCCUGCUAUCGUAACUGGAUCUGCGUUUUCUUCUCCCGAACUCGGCAAUAGUCACGGUAGUAGUGGCACCACGAGUCAAACACAUUCCUCUAAUCGAUCUCUUCGAAACACACGAUCUCCUCCCGAAUCAUAUCAACAACAACAUCAACGAGCGGAACAGCAACAACCUUUGGAGGAAGAGGUGAUCUUUUUCUGACGACUCUUUCGAUUCGGACGAAAACAUUCGCGUAAUUCACGUCCAAAUACCGAUGGAGCUACUCCGACGUCUGUACAAACGCCUCCGCAAUCUAGAUCAAGAGAUAGUCAGACUAGAAGCCGUGUUAAGUCCUUUUGACUUUCAACUUUCAGUCGGUAAAAAGACUGAUCGUUAUUUCUACUUUCACUCUUUUCCUCUUUCACUCUAUAUAUCUCUCUCUAUCUCUCUAUCUAUCUAU